AUGUUCACCUACCGCCAGAAACUGAUGAUCCUGCUGGGCCAACUGCUGCUGCUGGGCAUCCAGAGUUAUCCCUUGGGCGAGGACCUGUCCUCCAGUGUGGUCCACUCGGCGGGUCUGCUGGGUCACUAUGCCGGCGGUCUGACUGGCGGCGAGGCCCUGUCCAAGCUGGACUUCAGCUCAUCCUCCCACGAGUUUGACGCCUCCGCGGAUCACGACCACCUGGGCUCCCUGGGCGAUCACCUGGGCGAGGAGGGCUUCCCGGCGGACUACGGCAGCAGCGAUGCCGGCGAGGAGUACGCCGAGGCCAGCGAGGUGCACUCCCACUACGAGGACCACGACCACGACCACGACCAGAAGGCCGUGCCCGGCAUCGACCAUGGCAAGGGCGCCUUCAGCUACAGCACUCUGUACGAGUUCAAGGAUCGGGACGAGCACGAGCUGCACCACAUCCAGCACCAGGCCCUCGAGCAGCAGGUGGAGCACCAGCACCAGGCGGAGCACGACCACGACCACCAUUUGGACUUGGACCACCACCAGCUGGAGCAUCUCUACUAA
This is a messenger RNA of Drosophila rhopaloa, 555 nucleotides long. RefSeq names its product histidine-rich glycoprotein. The record is from RefSeq and is a predicted model, not a curated record. NCBI's taxonomy places the organism in Eukaryota, Metazoa, Arthropoda, Insecta, Diptera, Drosophilidae. The transcript has a single exon. Bases 1 to 555 code for a protein of 184 amino acids.